Messenger RNA from Abrus precatorius (Indian licorice), 1993 nucleotides. RefSeq lists its product as uncharacterized. The record is from RefSeq and is a predicted model, not a curated record. The coding region runs from base 53 to 1633 and encodes 526 amino acids. NCBI's taxonomy places the organism in Eukaryota, Viridiplantae, Streptophyta, Magnoliopsida, Fabales, Fabaceae. The transcript is spliced from 11 exons.
GAUCUCUCAUAAUAUACUCUGCCAACCAAAAAACCCACCCAACCAACACACUAUGAUCAUCAUAGAACCUCCCAUCGCCGUCCGAUUCCACGCCGCCGCAGCCGCCGCCUCUGCUCGCUCCGCCGCAGCACCACCUCAUAACCGUUCAAUGUGGGGCGCCGAUGACGUGAACGGUUCGCGUUACACUGCGUCGUGCCGGCUCGCUUGUAGCUGCGGUUUCGACGUGCCAUGGGUAGGAAGUAAAAAAUACACAGGCGCUCCCUUCACAAGAAGAAACAAACUCGUAAAGAAUAGAAUUACAGCAUCAUCAGAGAAUCUGGGCUCAGCUCAAGAUCCUGUAAAGAAAAAUGAGAAGACAUCCUAUCAUCCAUUUGAGGAAGUUGCUGCAUCAACAUCAGAGAAUAGUGGAGAUGCUAGACUUACUGCAGCAGAAACAAGUAGAACAAUUAUUGAGGUUAACAGCAAAGCAACACUGAUGUUCUCAAGUUUGAUUAGUGAUGAAUUUCAUGAAAAUAUUAUUUGGCCAGAUUUGCCUUAUUUGACUGAUGAACAUGGAAAUAUAUACUUUCAAGUGAAGAAUGGUGAAGAUAUUUUGCAAUCCCUAACUUCAGAAAAUAAUUUUGUGCAAGUCAUUGUUGGUGUGAAUUCCAUGGAAAUGAUCUCUGAGAUGGACCUAUCAGGUCCUUCAGAAAUUGACUUUGGGAUUGAAGAAAUUGAUGAUCAAGAUACUGCGGAUUUAGAUGACAGCGAUGAAGAGGAUGAAGAUGAUGGUGAAGAGGAAGAUGAAGAUGAAGCUGAGAACGAAGAUUAUGAUUCGGAGUGGGUGGCUGUUUUUUCAGAUGAGGAUGAGGAAGAAGAUGAUGAUGAAGCACUUGAAGACUGGGCAAAAUUGGAGACCAUGCGAUUUUCUCAUCCAAUGUACUUUGCCAAAAAGUUGGCUGAGAUUGCUUCAGAUGAUCCAAUUGAUUGGAUGGAGCAGCCUCCAGCUUGUGUAGCUAUUCAAGGGGUUAUAAGACCUGCUUUUGUUGAAGAGCAUUCUACAAUACAGAAGCAUCUAUCUGCUAAUCAAUCCAGUGAUACUGACACAAGUAAAUCCACAGAAAGUAAAGGGGAAAGUAUUGGUGUUAUUAAUGGUCAUGUGCUUAAUUCAGGAUCUUCUGGAGAUAAUGCAGCACAGAGAAUAGAAAAUAACCGGAAUAGUGAUAUCCCCUUUAGUGAGACUUCAUUUUACAAAUUGGAGAUGAUUAAGAUUCAAGUGUUUUCUGCACAAGGACAACCUACUAUUGUUGAAUUCGAAGACUACAUGAAAGCACAACCUGAUGCUAUUGCACAUUUAGCUUCCAAAAUCAUAUCUCGCUUGAAAGCUGGCGGAGACAAGACCUUACAAGCCCUUAAGUCCCUUUGUUGGAGAAGCAAGGGUAUUCAAGUGGAGGAGGCACAAAUUAUCUGUGUAGACUCCCUUGGGUUUGACUUAAGAGUCUGUUCUGGGACUCAGAUUCAAACACUGAGAUUUACGUUCAAGAAAAAGGCCACGUCAGAGUACAGUGCUGAGAGACAGCUCAACGAUUUACUAUUUCCUAGAAUUCACCCGAAGCAGCAAAAAAUGAAGCAAACACAUCAAAAUGAAUGCUAAAUCAUCUAAAUGUCAUAUCCUCCAUGAAUUUUGUAUGGCUUGUAUGCCUUUGGCUUAUUAUUGUGUAUAGAAGUGAAAGGCAGGGAGAAAGAUCCCAUGCAGAUGCCAAUCAGGUUAUGUAAUAUGAAUUGCAUUUAAUCAUUAAUUGGUAGUAAUUUUUUUGCCUAGCUGCUUCCUUGGUGACCCCUGACUUAUAAUCUAUUCGCUUUUACACUUCCUUUUUUGAUUAAUCUAAUUCCUGCUAGUGCAAGCAAAGUAGAGGCAUUAGACAUGACUUACAUGAGGAACAGAUGAAUCUGAAAGCCCCAAAUACAAACUGAUAUAUUAGUGACCCUUUCAAACUCUAAUCCCAUGACAUAA